AUGUAUCUCUGGAACAAGACAGUUUGUGUAUUGAAGCUUAACUUAAUCUGCAAAUUCAAGAUUUCCAGACGUAUACCCGUCUGCACUGGAUGUGUACGUCUUUGGAUGACAGCAACUGAUCUUGUUAGAGGUUGCCUUAUUGGGGCUGUGAACUUGAAAUCUAGCAACCAGAAUCCCGUGGUACGGGAAUUUGAGAGUGUGGAACUGUCUUGCAUCAUUACCGACUCUCAAACAAAUGAUCCCAGGAUUGAGUGGAAAAAAAUUCAAGAUGAUCAAACAACCUAUGUAUUCUUUGACAAUAAAAUUCAGGGGCAUUUGGCAGGCCGUGCAGAGCUCUUGGGAAAAACGUCUCUGAAGAUCCUAAAUGUGACACGGUCAGACACAGCCUCUUACCGCUGUGAAGUUGUGGCUCGUAAUGAUCACAAGGAAAUUGAUGAAAUUGUCAUUGAUCUCACAGUGCAAGUGAAACCAGUGGCUCCUGUCUGCAGAGUGCCGAAGGCUGUACCUGUUGGCAAGUCAGCAACACUGCACUGCCAGGAGAAUGAGGGCUAUCCUAGGCCCCAUUAUAGGUGGUACCGAAAUGACAUACCUUUGCCAACUGAUUCCAAAGCCAACCCCAGGUUCCGGAACUCCUCAUUUGUCUUGAACCCUGAAACUGGCACACUGGUUUUCAAUGCUGUCCACAAGGAGGACUCGGGCCAGUACUACUGUUUUGCUACCAAUGAAGCCGGCUCCGCCCACUGUGAGGGGCAAGAGAUGGAAGUCUAUGACCUGAACAUUGCUGGGAUCAUUGGAGGGGUGCUGGUUGUCCUGGCUGUUCUAGUCCUGAUAACUCUGGGUAUCUGCUGUGCCUACAGACGGGGUUAUUUCAUCAACAACAAACAGAAUGGAGAAAGCUAUAAGAAUCCAGGGAAACCUGAUGGGGUUAACUACAUCCGGACAGAUGAUGAGGGGGACUUCAGACACAAGUCAUCCUUUGUGAUUUGAAAUCUGACCAUCUGACAGAGAACACAUGCAAAUACCUCCAUCAGAAACUCCAAUUGAGAGCAACAAUAUGAGCAAAGUGCACUUGGAAAGAGCUAGAUCUUAUACAAAACUUGUUUUUCCCUUUGCCAAAGUUGACAAUGAAUUGUCCCCAACAGGGGAUGGUAACAUGGAGAAGAUAGACUGAUUUUGUUCAUUGGUUCGAUCACCAAGUAGGAAUAGCCCUAGCUCUCUGCCUUCCAGGGGUAGCAUACCAUAAAAGCGUCUCCCAAACUGAGUUUUUUCCAUGCCUGCAGCUCAGGGGAUAGAGGCUUGUUCAAGUGUAGAAAUUGUGAGCCCAUGGCACUAAUGGGCUACCCAUCACUCAUUCCCUGACUCAAGUAAACAGUAGUGGGGAGAAGGGAAGGCAGCUGGAAAGGACCUUAGGAGCAUGAAUUCAAAUUUGACUCAACUUGCAGGUGUGGACUUGGAACUAAAUUAUGGGGAAUCUACAAAGCUGAGGCCUUUUAUGCAACUAACCUGUUUUUAAAUUGACCGGCUUUAUAGGCAGCAUUAUGCAAUUCCUUUUUAAAAAUCUUUUAAAAAAAUCAAUGCAGAGUAUCAGU
Gracilinanus agilis (Agile Gracile Mouse Opossum) is the source of this 1589-nucleotide messenger RNA. RefSeq names its product junctional adhesion molecule 3 (gene JAM3). The record is from RefSeq and is a predicted model, not a curated record. NCBI's taxonomy places the organism in Eukaryota, Metazoa, Chordata, Mammalia, Didelphimorphia, Didelphidae. Gene Ontology annotation, molecular function: protein heterodimerization activity; protein homodimerization activity. The transcript has 11 exons. Bases 1 to 987 code for a protein of 328 amino acids. Gene Ontology annotation, biological process: cell adhesion; angiogenesis.